AUGUCGUCCUUCAGUCCUACCCAGAUCUUCGAGGAGGGCACCACCGAAGAGAAAGGGGAGAAUGCCCGCCUCGCCGCCUUCGUUGGUGCCAUCGCCGUCGGGGAUUUGGUCAAGAGCACGCUCGGUCCCAAGGGGAUGGACAAGAUAUUACAGUCUGCCUCCACCUCCGAGAUCAUGGUCACAAACGACGGCGCUACCAUCCUAAAAUCGAUCGCUCUUGACAACGCGGCAGCCAAAGUACUCGUGAACAUUUCCAAGGUGCAGGACGACGAAGUGGGAGACGGCACCACAUCCGUGGCCGUAUUGGCAGCCGAACUAUUGCGGGAAGCCGAGAAGCUCGUCGAUAAGAAGAUCCAUCCCCAGACCAUCAUCGAGGGCUACCGAAUAGCAAGUCAAGCUGCCCUGCACGCUUUGGAGGGCUCCGCCGUCGACCACAGCAAAAACCCAGAGGCUUUCAAGAAGGACCUGCUCGCCAUCGGGCGCACAACCCUGAGCUCGAAGGUGCUAGCCCAGGACAGAGACCUAUUCGCCAAGCUGGCUGUCGAGGCUGUGUUGCGACUUAAAGGGUCCUCGGAUCUCAGCCACAUCCAGAUUAUCAAGAAGGCCGGCGGGAAGCUGAGCGACUCGUACCUCGACGAAGGGUUCAUUCUCGAUAAAAGGAUCGGGGUAAACCAACCCAAACGACUCGAGAAGGCCAAGAUCCUGGUCGCAAACACUUCGAUGGAUACGGACAAAGUUAAGAUAUUUGGUGCUCGCAUGAAGGUCGGCUCGACUGGAAAGCUAGCCGAGCUGGAGAAGGCCGAAAAGGACAAGAUGAAGGCCAAGGUGGACAGGAUCAAGGCACACGGGAUCAACUGCUUCAUCAACCGACAGCUAAUCUAUAACUGGCCUGAGCAGCUCUUCACUGACGCUGGCAUCAUGUCCAUCGAACAUGCCGACUUUGACGGCAUCGAACGCCUAGCCCUAGUUACGGGAGGCGAGAUCACGUCCACGUUCGACCACCCGGAACAAGUAAAGCUGGGCCACUGCGACUUGAUCGAGGAGGUCAUUAUUGGUGAGGAUACACUCAUAAAGUUCUCUGGAGUGGCCGCAGGCCAGGCCUGUACCAUCGUCCUUCGGGGUGCUACCGAGCAGCUAUUAGACGAGGCGGAGCGUUCUCUGCAUGACGCUCUAGCUGUUCUUUCGCAGACCGUCAAGGAGCCGAGGACAACUCUCGGCGGCGGAUGUGCUGAGAUGCUUAUGGCCAAGGCGGUAGAAGGCGCAGCAACUCGUGUAGAGGGCAAGAAGCAGAUAGCCGUAUCGGCAUUUGCGAUAGCUCUACGACAGCUACCUACAAUUCUUGCCGAUAAUGCAGGGUUAGACUCAAGCGACCUGGUUGCAAGACUACGAAAGGCAAUUUACGACGGCAUGUCGACCUACGGACUGGAUUUAAUGACCCCUGGAGGGGGGAUAGCCGACAUGAGAGACCUAGGAGUUGUUGAGAGCUACAAGCUCAAGAAGGCUGUCGUCUCGUCAGCGAGCGAAGCCGCAGAGUUACUUCUGAGAGUAGAUGAUAUAAUCCGUGCGGCGCCCCGGAGAAGAGAGAGACAUUAGUUGAAGGACAAUGUUGAAAAGCGGAUAUAUAACCAUGAUAGACCAGGCCGCAGACUGGGUAAAUACCAAUCCUGAUGAGGAGGUUGGGAAUAACAAUCUGGUCUGGGUGUUUGACAAUUCAAAAUACGGUACCGUUUAAUGACAAGAACUGCAAAGCCUCCGGCAGUAUAGAUGGCGAAACCUAGUCUUAACACGUGAACACACGAGUGCUCGGCGAUCAUUCCCACGGCGUUUCUGUAGAAUGAGGCAAGAGGCACCUAGGAGUAUUGAAAGAAAAAAAAAAGAAUCACGAGAGCUUCUCUAUACUGUUCACAUUUGAUAUGAAUCGCGGUAUUCCUAUAAUGUCGAUCAACGUCUGAUUAUGGAGAGUAUUAUACACCUGCCUAACCCUCCACUGCAUAUGACCCCGGUGCGCGUUAGAGCGAAUGUACAACUACUCUGUUACUAUGAAUAACAUGACAACACACAGCGGAUGAUGUACAAC
This is a messenger RNA of Durotheca rogersii, 2077 nucleotides long. Its product is annotated as chaperonin Cpn60/TCP-1 family. Gene Ontology annotation, biological process: protein folding. Gene Ontology annotation, cellular component: chaperonin-containing T-complex; cytosol. NCBI's taxonomy places the organism in Eukaryota, Fungi, Ascomycota, Sordariomycetes, Xylariales, Xylariaceae. Gene Ontology annotation, molecular function: ATP hydrolysis activity; ATP binding; ATP-dependent protein folding chaperone. The record is from RefSeq and is a predicted model, not a curated record. Bases 1 to 1593 code for a protein of 530 amino acids. The transcript is spliced from 4 exons.